Molecule: messenger RNA, 2598 nt
Organism: Saimiri boliviensis boliviensis (Bolivian squirrel monkey)
Lineage: Eukaryota; Metazoa; Chordata; Mammalia; Primates; Cebidae
Gene: FBXL4
Product: F-box and leucine rich repeat protein 4
Biological process (GO): SCF-dependent proteasomal ubiquitin-dependent protein catabolic process
Cellular component (GO): SCF ubiquitin ligase complex
Molecular function (GO): protein binding
Source: RefSeq, a predicted model, not a curated record
CCCGGCCCUGCCCCGCCUCCCCGGCCCCUUCCGCGUCUUCCUUCCGGGUCGCGCCGGGCGGGCUUGCAGCCGCUGUGCCGCAGCCAGAGAGUCGGGGAGCCGCCCCCACGUCCAGGCCUUUUCGCGCCGCCUGGUCGCGGGUGAAGCCCGCGGCGCGCGCCUCUCCCGGACCCUGCAGGGUAAAAGAAUGUCACAUGUCAGCAUUUGUACCUGAAGUCAGCAUGCAAAUUUCAGGGUACAUGGACGAAUGCCAACUUUUGCAUUUCCCAUGUGUAUCCUGUGACCGUUCUAUCUGGGAACAUCCUUCAAAGAGUCCGUGCGUCUUACUGAGGACACCUGACCUUUUGAAGCUUCAUAAUUCACAUCUAGAUGUCACCAGUCUUUCCCAUGUUAACAGUUCUGACUAUGUUUUAUUAUAUAUGCCUUCGGCGCCGAGCCAGGACAGCUACAAGAGGAGAGAUGAUGAACAGCCAUAGAGCCAUAGAAUCAAACAGCCGGGCUUCCCCUCUCAAUGCAGAGGUGGUCCAGUAUGCCAAAGAAGUAGUGGAUUUCAGUUCCCAUUAUGGAAGUGAAAAUAGUAUGUCCUAUACUAUGUGGAAUUUGGCUGGUGUACCAAAUGUAUUCCCAAGUUCUGGUGACUUUACUCAGACGGCUGUGUUUCGAACUUAUGGGACAUGGUGGGAUCAGUGUCCUAGUGCUUCCUUGCCAUUCAAGAGGACACCACCUAAUUUUCAGAGCCAGGACUAUGUGGAACUUACUUUUGAACAACAGGUGUAUCCUACAGCUGUUUAUGUUCUAGAAACCUAUCAUCCCGGAGCAGUCAUUAGAAUUCUCGCUUGUUCUGCAAAUCCCUAUUCCCCAAAUCCACCAGCUGAAGUAAGAUGGGAGAUUCUUUGGUCAGAGAGACCUACGAAGGUGAAUGCUUCCCAAGCUCGCCAGUUUAAACCUUGUAUUAAGCAGAUAAAUUUUCCCACAAAUCUUAUACGACUGGAAGUAAAUAGUUCUCUUCUGGAUUAUUACACUGAAUUAGAUGCGGUUGUGCUACAUGGUGUGAAGGACAAGCCAGUGCUUUCUCUCAAGACUUCAAUUAUUGACAUGAAUGAUAUAGAAGAUGAUGCCUAUGAAGAAAAGGAUGGUUGUGGAAUGGACAAUCUUAACAAAAAGUUUAGCAGUGCUGUCCUCAGGGAAGGGCCAAAUAAUGGGUAUUUUGAUAAACUACCUUAUGAGCUUAUUCAACUGAUUCUGAAUCAUCUUACGCUACCAGACCUGUGUAGAUUAGCACAGACUUGCAAACUACUGAGCCAGCAUUGCUGUGAUCCUCUACAAUACAUCCAACUCAAUCUGCAACCAUACUGGGCAAAACUAAAUGACAGCUCUCUGGAAUUUCUCCAGGCUCGAUGCACUCUGGUCCAGUGGCUUAAUUUAUCUUGGACUGGCAAUAGAGGCUUCAUCUCUGUUACAGGAUUUAGCAGGUUUCUGAAGGUUUGUGGAUCUGAAUUAGUACGACUUGAAUUGUCUUGCAGCCACUUUCUUAAUGAAACUUGUUUAGAAGUUAUUUCUGAGAUGUGUCCAAAUCUACAGGCCUUAAAUCUCUCCUCCUGUGAUAAGCUACCACCUCAAGCUUUCAACCACAUUGCCAAGUUAUGCAGCCUUAAACGACUUGUUCUCUAUCGAACAAAAGUAGAGCAAACAGCACUGCUCAGCAUUUUGAACUUCUGUUCAGAGCUUCAGCACCUCAGUUUGGGCAGUUGUGUCAUGAUUGAAGACUAUGAUGUGAUAGCUAGCAUGAUAGGAGCCAAAUGUAAAAAACUCCGGACCCUGGAUCUGUGGAGAUGUAAGAAUAUCACUGAGAGUGGAAUAGCAGAACUGGCUUCCGGGUGUCCGCUUCUGGAGGAGCUGGACCUCGGCUGGUGCCCAGCUCUGCAGAGCAGCGCCGGGUGCUUCACCAGACUGGCGCGCCAGCUCCCAAACCUGCAGAAACUCUUCCUUACAGCUAACAGAUCUGUGUGCGACACAGACAUUGAAGAAUUGGCAUGUAAUUGUACCAGGUUACAGCAGCUGGACAUAUUAGGAACAAGAAUGGUAAGUCCGGCAUCCUUAAGAAAACUCCUGGAAUCUUGUAAAGAUCUUUCCUUACUUGAUGUGUCCUUCUGUUCACAGAUUGAUAACAGAGCUGUGCUAGAACUGAAUGCAAGUUUUCCAAAAGUGUUCAUAAAAAAGAGCUUUACUCAGUGACUUAAUAUAUGUUCUGUAAUAAUGUGCUUUGGUGGGGUUUUAUUUUAGGAUUGGUUUUGGGUUUUGUUUUUAGUUGUUUUAAUGGUCAGAAUUAAGACAUUUGUAGAUUUUAAAGAAAAAUAUGAAAUUGUUCAUUAAAUCAAGUAAAAAUGUGCACAAAUGUUUUCAUAUAAUAUUGCAAGCACUUUUCUUCAAGAAUAUGUGAGUGGAUGAUAUUAUUUUUACCUUACGUUAAUCAGUGAUACUGUGCUUUAGUCAGUAAUUAAUGUGAUUGAUAAAAGAAUAACAUGGAGACAUGCUAACUUAUUUUUGAAGGAACACUGAGCAAUAAAGUAUCAUGGUAUUUAUGCAAAAAAAAAAAAA